AGUAGAAUUUCAAAUGUGGUGACGAACUGACGUGUCUAAGGUUUCAUAUACAUAAUGUUAUUUCAUAUAUUAAUAGUGUCGUGUUUAUGCAGUUUUUUCGUGGAAAGCGAGUAUUUAAAUUUAGACGAAGGGUCCUACUGCGAAUGGGAUACAUUUCAGGGACGCUGUGCCAAUGUAUAUAGAUGUUUGAGUACUAUACUCGAUAAAAAAUACAAUAAGCAGGCACCGAUAUGUGCAUUCGAGGGUAAAACGCCGAUAAUAUGCUGUACGGACUGCGAACUAGUUGACGAUUUGAGAAAAAUCAUAAUAGAUGACAAAUUGGGUUUUCUUUAUAAAACUGGACAGAAAGCUGAAGAUGCUUGUACCAGGUUUAAGCAGAUCGUUGACUAUAGAUGCAAGCAUGACGACUCCUACGAUUGGUCGUAUUCACUGAGUUAUCGAUUUGACAACCCUUGUAGGAACGUUUCACUUUUUAAAUCGCGAGGAUCCUUUUUCAGCCAAGGAAGAUCGGCUAAAAGAUACGAAUACCCACACAUGGCUCUGCUCGGGUAUGGCGACGAUGUGGAGUCAGCUCUCUGGCUCUGCGGUGGAACUGUGAUCAGUGAGCGGUUCAUCCUUACUGCUGCCCACUGCAUAUCACAGCCAAGAGUAGGACCCGUGAGGUACAUCGCGCUCGGCAUCCUCCGACGCUCCGACCCUCUGGACAAGUGGCAGAGGUACAACGUGAAGAGGGUGGUACCUCACCCGGAGUACCAGUCGCCCUCCAAGUACCACGACAUCGCGCUGCUCGAGACUGAUACCGAGAUAAACUUCAACAGUGACGUGCAUCCAGCGUGUCUCCACACGAAGGGAGAAGCUGAAGAGACUCUGACGGGCACCGGGUGGGGAGCCCUGGGUCACAGACAACAACUAGCUGAUACAUUGCAGUCUCUGGACAUCUCGAGGUUCAGCGAAGAGGAAUGUAAGCAGCACUACCCCAAAUACAGACAUCUUCUGCAAGGAUACAAUCACACCACACAGAUGUGCUACGGAGACAGGGUGACCGUGGCUGAUUCCUGCGAGGGUGACAGCGGCGGACCUCUCCAGUCAAAAACUCUAGACGAGCAUCACUGCGUGACGACCGUGGUCGGAGUGACGUCAGCCGGAAAGCAGUGCGGCAUCACUGCUGGCUCCGGACUGUACACCAGGGUCAUACACUACGUGCCCUGGAUCGAGAGCGUCGUCUGGCCCUGAGGCCAGCCAACCUGGAUGCUUGAUGAAGAUUUGAAUUUAAAACCUCACAACGUCAAAUAAAAUUUUGAUACAGCACAUUA
Helicoverpa zea (corn earworm) is the source of this 1313-nucleotide messenger RNA. Its product is annotated as serine protease snake-like. Gene Ontology annotation, biological process: proteolysis. Gene Ontology annotation, molecular function: serine-type endopeptidase activity. The record is from RefSeq and is a predicted model, not a curated record. Bases 55 to 1233 code for a protein of 392 amino acids. NCBI's taxonomy places the organism in Eukaryota, Metazoa, Arthropoda, Insecta, Lepidoptera, Noctuidae. The transcript has 10 exons.